AUGACAAGCACCAUUACUGAGGCUCGAUCCCCGCCGAACAGUGAGUCGACACCCCUCCUCGGGAAUGGGAACGACCCCAAUCUCGAGUCGCAGCCCCACCAAGAGAAUGGACACACCAAUACCCCCCCGCCUACCCACGAUCGGAAUGCGGCUAACGACUUCCCACAAGAACUCCCUUCUGCAAAACUUUUGCAUUUUCUUGCUAGCAGUUUGCGUUGGCGUCUUCCUAGGUGCUGUCGACACUACCGUGAUAACUACUCCCCUAGCACUAAUUUCAACUUCAUUCUCUUCAUUCAAUUCUAUCUCCUGGAUAGCAACCGGGCACUUUAUCGCCGAUGCCGCUUUACAACCGUUCUUUGGAAAAUUAACCGAUAUCUACUGA
This is a messenger RNA of Tuber aestivum (summer truffle), 382 nucleotides long. The record is from the annotation of a GenBank genome assembly. NCBI's taxonomy places the organism in Eukaryota, Fungi, Ascomycota, Pezizomycetes, Pezizales, Tuberaceae.